This is a messenger RNA of Culex pipiens pallens (northern house mosquito), 2493 nucleotides long. RefSeq names its product tigger transposable element-derived protein 1-like. The coding region runs from base 742 to 2352 and encodes 536 amino acids. Gene Ontology annotation, molecular function: DNA binding. The transcript is spliced from 2 exons. The record is from RefSeq and is a predicted model, not a curated record. Gene Ontology annotation, cellular component: nucleus. NCBI's taxonomy places the organism in Eukaryota, Metazoa, Arthropoda, Insecta, Diptera, Culicidae.
GUUCUACACGUGUCACGGGAGAUAACGCAGUGAGGAGUCCUCCCCGUCCGAGCAAACAUUUCAAAAGGGCUUGUUUUAAUUUGCAAACAAAAAAUAAAAGGGUUUUGUUUACAUUUCAAGAUAGGCUCUUUUGAAACGUAACCGCAAAAUUGUCUCUCUCUGCAUGAACGAACAUGGAGUCACAUCUCACGAGACAGUCUGACUGACAGUGUAAAAAGUUUGUAAUUAAACACAUCCCGAGCAACAGAGUUGGUGUCGUCAACGCUGUGUUUAUGUUAAGUCCCUUAAUUCGUGCAAUAUGUUGCACGCUUGAGCGCACCCCAACCCCGCCUCCAUGUGCCAUUUAUGGAAAGUAAUUUCAAUUAAAUUAUUUUAUUACAUGCGUUUCGACUUUUUCCCAAAACAUAAUUACCGCGCAUGUUUAUUAGUGACGGGCGCCAUAAACUUUCGAUUAAGACAUAAACAGGCAAAAUGGCAACACUGGUCGGCAGGCAGCUGUCACCGUCAGCAACGCGGGUAGAUUUUUGUUCAGAGCGAUCGGCCAUAAGAAGAGAGAACUAACACACACGUGGCGAAGUGGGGUCGCUCUCACCAAUACAUGCUCAAGGUUUUUUGUUUUGCACAUGGCAAGCGCUGUCAGACGGUCUGCUGCUGCACGAGGGACGAUCGAUGCAAGUUUGUUUGGAGGCGGUUGAAAACAGUUGUUUUGCGGAAUAAAAGUGGAAAACGUUGCUGUGAGUGAUGGAAGGAGAGGCGGAAUCAUCGUCCUCCCGGAACUCCCCACCCGCCACCAAGCGGCGCCGCAUCAUGUCGCUGAGCGAAAAGUUCGGCAUCGUGAACCGGCUGGCCGCGGGCGAGGGCAGCUCGCGGAUUGCCCGCGAUCACGACGUGGCCGAGUCGGCCGUUCGGCGCAUCGGCAAGCAGCAGGCCACCAUCCGGGCCGCGGUGGAGACGCUCGGUAAAAAAGGCGCCGAGGCAGCGCUCAAGCAGCGGAACCUUCGGCUGUACAAGAUGGAGUCGUGCCUGCUGGUUUGGCUGGAGGACAUGAGGGCGAAACGGUUGCCGGUUUGGAGCACGAAGAUUUGCGCCAAGGCGGUGCAGAUUUACGAGGCGAUCGGGGAGUUGGGGUACGAGGACUCGGCGGAGUUUUUGGCGAGCUUUGGGUGGUUCACGAGGUUCCGGAAGAAGUACGGGUUGGCGGAGGUGCGACCGCACGCGGAUCGGGUUCCGCCGAUCGAGGUCGAGUUCUUGGCGUCGGUGAAGAACAUGAUCAGGGAUGGGGGGUUCUCGCGCGAGCAGAUCUUCAUGGCGGAGAGGACUACAUUCUGGUGGAAACGGUUUCCGGGGUUGUCGGAGCAGGAGAGCGUCAAUUUGAUGCUGUGCUGUAAUGCUUCUGGAGAUUUUGUAACGUAUCACAGGCUGGAGGAAGAAGACGAUAAGACGGUACAGUUCCUAACCUGGUUUAUCGAGCAGUUCGUGCCAAAUAAGACCACCUAUUUGCAGGUUAACGAACUCGCCAAAGAUUCCAUGCUCGUUCUAGCUUCCGACGAGAGCUAUCCUCAAGAUCUGUACGAGGACUCCAUCAAAAUAGUGUACCUUCCCCCGGAAUGCAACUCUUCCCUUCUGCCCGCGGUUCAGGGCAUCCUCCAGCACCUGAACGCCGUCUACCUCAAAAACCUGUCCGAGUACCUGAUCGCCGAAGUCAACACCGGCACGCCCCUCCGCCUGGUGUGGCACAGGUUCACCCUGGACCAAGCCAUGCAGCUGCUGUCCAAGUGUAUCGCCCAGCUGCACAAAUCCACCCUCGCGAUCGCCUGGAUCAAACUGUUCCAAGACAUCCCGGGUCGGUUCUGCAACGAAAUGCUCCUGCGCCAAAUUACCGUGAACGCCGCCACCCUCAAAAUCCACAACAGUUCAAUCAACCUCGCCCGCAAGCUAAUCACCCCCGCAGAACUGACCACCGAAGAGGUGAUCGAACUGUUCCACAAGCAGCAGAUGGAAAGGAUCCGCCUCGAGGGCCUUCGAACGGAGGUCAAGCAGGAACCGGUUGACCCCAGCCUAAUCUCGGAACUCGAUCGCCAUCUGGCAGCGCUCGCCGAAGCACGGGCGUUUUUCAUGGCCAACGAUCGGAAUGGGGUGCGGCAGGAACUGACCAUGAAGCGGCUCGAGCAGGUUUGUGGCUGGGCGGGCGAGAUGCGAGCGGAACUGGUGGAGCAGGUGGGUGAGCGGUCGGAAGAGAAGGGGGCGGCGGUGGUGGACGAAGGAGGAGUUGGAGAGGUGGCAAGCUGUGAAUUUUAUGAAGAGAUUACCAUCAAGGAGGAGACGUUGGGGUUGGAUUCGGAGGGGGAGUGAAGAAGGUUGAUGAAAAAGCGACGUAAAAAAUGUUAAAAUAAAGGAUUAUAAGUUGGAUUCAAUUUCAGUUGUUUUCUUAUCUGUAUCGUUCAAGUCUCCAAAUCGUGAAAGUCUCCAAACUGUUAAAAUCUCCAAAUCAUU